Molecule: messenger RNA, 2734 nt
Organism: Theobroma cacao (cacao)
Lineage: Eukaryota; Viridiplantae; Streptophyta; Magnoliopsida; Malvales; Malvaceae
Product: putative inactive receptor kinase At5g58300
Biological process (GO): protein phosphorylation
Molecular function (GO): ATP binding; protein kinase activity; protein binding
Source: RefSeq, a predicted model, not a curated record
CUUAACAAGUAUCCUUGAGCUCACUGGCUCAGUCUCGGUCUCUCCCUCUCUCUCUCUCUCUCUCUCCGCUCUUCAGUCUUUAUACAGACACAUAAACAAACAAAGGGUUGUUUUCACUUUCAAUCCAUUUUCCUCCAAAUCCAAAACGCUGCCAGCCAAGUCCUACUUACUCUGUAUUUUUGGAGCCCAAAGACCAAAAAUCGCUUCUCUUUUCAACUCUUAAAUGCAGUCUCGUGUUUCAAUGACUUGCGACAUUAUUCGUAACAGAUGUAGCUGCUUCAGUUUCACUUUGUGUUGGAGGUUAGCUGCUCAUUUCAGUUUCGCCGAAUUCCGGAUCUGAAGAAGCCUGGCUUUCUCCUUUUGCAAAUGCGGCUCACUGCUAAGGCCCUCUCCUUUCAAGCUUGACUUUCACUCCCACCCAACUCUUGGUACCUCAAUCUUCACGCCGCUCUCUAUCGGAUUUGGAUGCUGUUUUCCCAGGAAAUCAGCAAGGAGUACAGAUGUUACAUUUUCAUCAUCAUAAUUAUUACCAGAUUCCCUGCACCAAACAACGCCCCAUGAAGUUCUGCCUGACUUCAGUGUUUUCUUCCCUUGUCAUUAUAGGCAUUUUUCUUCCUCUAACAAUUUCUGAUCUAAACUCAGAUAAGGAAGCCCUUGUUGACUUUGCUGCUGCUGUCCCCCACCGUCGAAACCUUAACUGGAACUUAACCAACCCUAUAUGCACAUCCUGGAUUGGUGUCAAGUGCACUCAAGAUAAUUCUAGUGUGCUUGCCCUCAGGCUCCCCGGGGUUGGACUCAUAGGCAAUAUCCCAUCCAACACCCUUGGUAAAUUAGGUGCCCUCAGGACUCUCAGCCUUCGAUCUAAUCGCUUGAAUGGUGAUCUUCCUUCGGAUAUCAUCACCCUUCCAUCACUCCAAUACCUCUACCUUCAACAUAAUAACUUAUCUGGUGAUCUUCCUGUUUCCUUUUCCCUCAAACUCAAUGUAUUGGAUCUUUCAUUCAAUUCCUUUACAGGCAAAAUUCCAAAAACAAUACAAAAUUUGACACUGCUUACUGGAUUGAACCUUCAGAACAACAACCUUUCUGGACCGAUACCUAAUCUAAACCUAACUAGGCUCAAGCAUUUGAAUUUAAGCUAUAACCAGCUCAGUGGUCCGAUCCCAUUGCCCCUUCAACGAUUCCCUAAUUCAUCCUUUGUAGGAAACUCACUAUUGUGUGGACUGCCUUUACAAGCCUGCUCGCUCCCUCCAUCACCAUCUCCUGCUUAUUCUCCACCCCCACCGACAUUUCCUCAAAAGCAAAGCUCCAAAAAGAAACUGAGUUUGGGAGUUAUAAUUGCCAUUGCAGUCGGAGGGUCUGUAGUGCUGUUUCUUUUAGCUUUAAUUAUCUUAUGCUGCUGUCUGAAGAAAAAGGAUAAUGGAGGAAGUGGUGUAUUAAAAGGGAAGGCUGCGGGUGGUGGCAGGAGUGAGAAGCCAAAAGAGGAGUUUGGGAGUGGGGUGCAAGAACCUGAGAAAAACAAGUUGGUUUUCUUUGAAGGAUGUUCUUAUAAUUUUGACCUUGAGGAUUUAUUAAGGGCUUCAGCUGAAGUUCUGGGAAAGGGUAGUUAUGGCACAGCAUAUAAGGCUGUCCUGGAGGAAUCCACAACUGUGGUAGUCAAAAGGUUGAAGGAAGUGGUAGUGGGGAAGAAGGAUUUUGAGCAGCAGAUGGAGAUUAUAGGAAGGGUCGGGCAGCACCCAAAUGUUGUCCCACUCCGUGCUUAUUAUUACUCCAAGGAUGAGAAGCUGUUAGUUUAUGACUAUAUCCCAGGCGGCAGCUUAUCCACACUUUUGCAUGGAAACAGGGGAGGUGGAAGAACCCCAUUAGACUGGGAAUCCAGAGUAAAAAUCUCCCUUGGAGCUGCCAGAGGAAUUGCCCACGUUCAUUCUAUGGGUGGUCCAAAAUUUACUCAUGGAAAUGUCAAGUCCUCAAAUGUUCUCCUCAAUCAAGAUCUUGACGGGUGCAUCUCUGAUUUGGGUUUGACCCCUCUUAUGAAUGUACCUGUAACUCCAUCUCGAACAGCAGGGUAUCGUGCUCCUGAGGUGAUUGAAACCCGUAAGCAUACUCAUAAAUCAGAUGUGUACAGCUUUGGUGUCCUGCUCCUUGAGAUGCUGACUGGGAAAGCACCUCUUCAAUCACCUGGACGGGAUGACAUGGUUGAUCUUCCUAGGUGGGUUCAAUCUGUUGUCAGGGAGGAAUGGACAGCUGAGGUCUUUGAUGUUGAGUUGAUGAGGUUCCAGAACAUUGAAGAAGAAAUGGUGCAGAUGUUACAAAUUGCGAUGGCAUGUGUAGCAAAGGUGCCAGACAUGCGACCUAACAUGGAUGAAGUCGUUAGAAUGAUUGAGGAAGUCCGGCAAUCAGACUCAGAGAACCGGCCAUCUUCUGAAGAGAACAAGUCCAAAGAUUCAAAUGUGCAGACCCCGUGAUUGUCCAUACGCUGCUGCAUUGUGUUUUUAGGAACAUGUUUUAUGUAUACAUGCCUAGUAAGGUUUACCCACACAUUAUCUGACCUUACAUGCAUGCAUGGCUUCUCAAACUUAAAGUCGGUGUUGUUGUGCAAUUUUUCUGAGGGGAUUUAGUGUUAUGAAUUCUCACUUUAAUUAGGUGGGUUUUUCUUUUCCUGAUUUAUUGUAAUAUUCAUUUUCAGCAAUAUGAUUUACAUUUACUUCAAUGAAAGAACUUUCUGUAUUCCUUUCAA